This is a messenger RNA of Psylliodes chrysocephalus, 2843 nucleotides long. The record is from the annotation of a GenBank genome assembly. NCBI's taxonomy places the organism in Eukaryota, Metazoa, Arthropoda, Insecta, Coleoptera, Chrysomelidae.
UCUUAACUACUAGCGGUAGAAUCAUAGAUUAGGUGGUAGAAUUGGGUCUUAAACCAUCCAAAGUUGUUUUUAAUUAAAAAUACCUGAUUAUUUGAAAUAAAUAGUAUUUUAAAUAAAUAAUUUGUGUACUGCACUGCUUGACGUUUCUAAUUGUCAAAAUACAGUUGACGAGUUGACGUAACAAUAUAAACAAGUCUGCUAAAUAAAAUAAUAACAGUAUUUCUAACAAUCGGAGUUAUUAAUUCUAUUAAAAUAUGUGGGUUUGUUGGUAAUUUCACCUAGAAUGGGUUAAGUAGUUAACAGUAAGUGUAUUAUUUAAAUUAACGCCAGAAUGGAGUCGAAAACUGAUAAUAAUAGUGAAGAGAAAUCUUCGGAAAUAACAAUGGUUGCCGUUGCCGAGGAAGAGCCUUUGGGUUCUCUAACUUUACCCGAUGUACCGGAAUUAAAAGGGCAGCAAUUAAGAUCCAGCGCUAGGGUAUUUAAAAAAAUGAAAUUAGACACGGCUCCUUUAGUGGUCCCUGAGAAAUGCGAGGAGAAAAAAGAAAUCGUCAAAGAAAGUAAAAAGAAGUGUUUCAAACCUCUGUGGUCUUCUGACGACAAAACCUUGUUUUUCGAAGCGCUAAACGAGUACGGUAAGGAUUUCGAGAGCAUUCAACUGUACAUAAGCAACAAAUUUAGAAAAAAAGGAUUGCCAGAUCAAUUCAUCAAAACAAAGGAGCAAAUAAGACACUUGUAUUACCGCACAUGGGCUAAAAUAUCGAAAUACUUAAAAUUCGCUGAUGGGAUUAAAAAACCCACUCAAGAACUGUAUGCAUUGAUAAAUUACGGCGAAUUAAGGAAAAAGAUUGGGUCUGUCAAUGAAAAAUAUUUAGUGAAGCUUAAUAAGCUGAUUUACAAAGGUUCAAUAGUGUUGUCAAUAAAGGGUAAAAAAAUAAGAAUUAAGACCCCAUUCUGCAGGGCUCUAAGGAAAUUAAAUCAGCUUGAUGAUAAUUAUGAAGAAAUCAAAUUACCAAAUAGGUUGGCUGUAGAACUUAGACCGAAAGAUAUGGCAUCUUUUUUGAGGGUUCAAAGUACAGCUCAGAAUCCUCGUUUGAAAACAUAUAUGCCAUUGCAAAAGCGUUUGAGUGGACUGAUUGAUUGUUUGAGUAAAAAAUGGCAAAAUUUUGAUGCUGGGAUGUAUGACAAAGCAUUGGUUACAAACAACCCUGUUACUGCUACUUGUAUUCCCAGUGAGAAAGAGAUUGAAAUGAAUAGGGAGCGGUUGAAUCCACUUUUAAGGUUGACCCCUCCGCCAGGCUCCAAAAUCGAACUACCCUCGAUCAGUCUCGGCGAGUACUUCACCAGGCAAAGCAUCUGCUUCAAUUCACACGAAACGCGCUUGGGCCUUUCCGGCUACAACUCGUACUGCAACUACAGCAUUUACAAAAUGCUCAGUAAUCGCUCGAAAAAGGGCGCCAGACCUAGAGCAGACAGCGUCAGCGAUAAAUCUGAGAAAUCUCCGCAAAAGACAGUAGAAGAAAACUGCGAUACCACGGAAACCGAACCUGCCGGCGAAGCAAGCAAUAAAGAUAAUGCUGGAGUUAGUAAGGAGAGUGGUAGUAAUGUUAAAGAGGUUGUAGCAAAUGGGAAGGGCACGGCUGCAAAGCAUGGAGGUGAAAAUUCCGGUGCAGCGGCGGCUAAAAAGCAGGAGGACGUUAAAGUUAAUGGUGCUGCUCAGAAUGUGAUAUUGGAAGCUGAGAAACAGGAACGUAUAAAUGCAAUAAGACGAGGCUGGACCGCGAAAGAGAGUGAAUGCAUAACCCUAGGCGAAGCUUACCUGAUGUUCGGCCACAAUUCCACCCUCGUAUUGGAAUACAGCUGGGAUCCACAGAACAUACCUCCUCCGAAGAGUGAAAUCACAGACAUCAUUAAGACAGAACCCGAAUCUGAACCUGUCAUCCCACCACCAGCAUUGGAUUUGAGCGAACCUUUAUCGAAAUUGUUGUCGGUGGCGAAGCUCCACUACAGAAAGAACAUAAUCAAAUGUCCAUGCGGGCACGUAUGCGGUAAUAAAACAAACGCGCAACUGAAGAAAGACGUUGAAACGAAGAUCAGGAAGAUUUUGACGGACAUCGACAAGUGUACCGACGAAAACGAGGAAAAAGUCACCACCGUGUUCCAUAACGGCGAUAACGGUGGUACUUUCAUAACGCCUCCCGUAUAUUUGCCGCCUAAGAUACCGAUCAAUCCGUAUUUUCAAGCUAACACUAUGCAAUUGGCAUCUCAGAUAGCGUCUAUUCAAAGAUUGACUCCGAGGUAUUGCAACAGGAAAGGUCGUCGGCCGCGUUCCAAACAAGUCGUGGUAGAAAGACAGCUCCCUCUUCUUCCCAACAAUAUUGAAAGCGGACACCAAAUUGUACGAAUGAACAUCAUCUCGAAAGAAGACUCAAAUCCCCCUCAUACCGUAUCAGAAACCCCACCUUAUUCAAAACCAAUCACCAUCAAUACUAACAUUUUCAUUCCCUCCACAUCCUCGGAUUCGAUUAUAAAGCCCUUUGAAGUCCUCGAUGAAACGCUCAAAGGGACUAUCGACUUUGAGCCAUCCAGUCCUUCCAGAAUUCUAAAAGAAGGCGAACAAUGGAUCAACUCAGAAGUGGGAGACUACUCUCUGAGCAGUCUUUUGGGCCAUCUAGAGUCUCCCGUAAAAUCGGAAACGAAUAUAUUGAACGACGACUCCAGAAUGUCUCAGGACGUCGACGCUCAGCUCAGAUCGAUGCUGACUCAAAACAGCGUCGAUUUUUCGUCUAAUUUUGCCGAACUGGCGGCCCAAGUGGCUCGGGACAAACGCAACGACAUUGGUUGAA